Adelges cooleyi (spruce gall adelgid) is the source of this 2026-nucleotide messenger RNA. RefSeq lists its product as uncharacterized. NCBI's taxonomy places the organism in Eukaryota, Metazoa, Arthropoda, Insecta, Hemiptera, Adelgidae. The record is from RefSeq and is a predicted model, not a curated record. Bases 83 to 2026 code for a protein of 647 amino acids. The transcript is spliced from 12 exons. Gene Ontology annotation, molecular function: cysteine-type endopeptidase activity. Gene Ontology annotation, biological process: regulation of catalytic activity. Gene Ontology annotation, cellular component: lysosome.
GAAAUUAUUCAUAUGCCUUUUGAUCCAUAAGAGCAAAGGUUGUGUUGUUAUUAAUAUAUUAAUACAUUUUUUUAUCUUCGCGAUGUCCAGAGUUUUCAUUUUGCUGUCCGUCGUUUUUCUCAGUAUUUAUCAAACUGAGCAAGCACAUUUUCUCACCGACGAUUACAUUGAUCAAGUAAACAAUCAAGCAACAACAUGGAAUGCUGGUAAAAAUUUCCCUUCAAACACUCCCGCAGAGUACUUUAAGAGUAUUUUGGGAUCCAAAAACAAUGGAAAAUGGUCGGACGGUCCGUACAAAAGGAAAGAUCCGAAUUAUAACAACUUUCCUGACGUUUAUCAAUCGUUCGACGCGAGAAACCAUUGGAAUCAAUGUCAAACAAUCGGUCACGUCCGCGAUCAAGGAUACUGCGACAGCAGUUGGGCAUUGUCUACCUCAAGCGCUUUAUCCGACCGCUUAUGCAUAGCCACCAAUGGGAAAUUCAACGAAAGUCUUUCAGCCGAACAUGUGACAUUCUGUUGUCGUUCAUGUGGCGAUGGAUGUAAUGGUGGGCGACCAAUUAAGGCCUGGUUAUACUUCAAUGAUAAGAGCAUUGUCACCGGAGGAGACUACGGCACAAAUGAGGGUUGCCAACCAUACAGAGUACCGCCCUGUACAUUUGACGAAAGAGGAAAUAGCUCAUGUACCGGAAACCCGAUCGUGAAAAGACACUCUUGCAACCGAAAUUGUUACGGACAUGUCAAGGGCUCUUUCUUCAACACAUACACCAAAGACGCUUACUAUCUUAUGCCGGAAUAUAUUGAAAAUGACGUGGUGGCUUACGGCCCAGUCGAAGCGUCAUUCGACGUAUACGACGACUUCAUACACUACAAAUCUGGUGUCUACAUGAAGACGGAAACCGCUACUUACUUGGGGAGACACUCCGUGAAAUUGAUCGGUUGGGGAGUCGAAGAAGAAGUACCAUACUGGUUGAUGGUGAACUCGUGGAACUCCACAUGGGGUGAUGAGGGAACUUUCAAGAUCAAAAAAGACACCAACGAGUGCGGAAUCGAGAACUCCAUAACAGCCGGUGUGCCCGUUGCCGGUAAAAAUUUCCCUUUGGACACUCCUGUCGAGUACUUUAAAAGCAUGUUGGGAUCCAAAGGCGUUGGAUCAUCGUCGAACGGUCCGGUCAAAACCGUAGAUCCUAAUUAUGGCAAUAUCCGUUACAUCCCCCGAACGUUCGACGCGAGGAAAAAGUGGAAGAACUGUCCGGUCGGUCACGUCCGAGAUCAAGGACAGUGCGGCAGCUGUUGGGCAAUGUCGACUACGAGCGCUUUUUCCGACCGCUUAUGCAUAGCAACCGAUGGAAAAUUCAACCUAUCGCUUUCGGCUGAACAAUUGACCUUCUGUUGUUAUUAUUGCGGUUUUCAAUGUUUAGGCGGGUGGCCAAUCCAAGCCUGGAGAUACUUUAAACAUCACGGCAUUGUCACCGGAGGAGACUACGGAACUAACGAGGGUUGCAAACCAUACAGAGUGCCACCGUCUGAAGAUGACAAUAGAGCAAACAUCAUGGGCCGUGCACAAUCGGAUCUAAAUGGAACAACCACAGUUACGGAGUCACCAGAAUUGUCCACAACGUUAGAACAGGAACCACAGGAUAAACACAGCUGCAAGCGAGAAUGUGAUGGAGACACCAGCCUCAGUUACACCGACGAUCUUUUCUAUACCCGAGACGCGUACCACCUUACAGAUGCCAUGAUUCAAAAGGACGUGAUGGUUUACGGCCCAGUCGAAGCGUCUUUUGACGUGUACGAAGACUUCAUGAACUACAAAUAUGGCGUCUACGCGAGGACGGAGAACGCUACCUACAUGGGAGGACAUUCCGUGAAAUUGAUCGGUUGGGGAGUCGAACAAGGAGUACCUUAUUGGUUGAUGGUCAACUCAUGGAAUUACGAGUGGGGUGAUUGGGGAACGUUUAAGAUCCGAAGAGGCACGAACGAGUGCAGAAUCGAAGAUUCGGUGACAGGCGGUGUGCCUCUUACUUAG